AUGGCUGACCCUGCAAUUAAAGCUUUCACAGAGACACUCUUGAAUAUGGUGGUUUCAUUUACUGCUGAAAAGAUCAGUCUUGUACGAGGCCUGAAAAAAGAUCAGUCUUGGAUUUGUGUUUCAGAUGAUUUCAAUGGCUCUUUGUUCCAAGAUGCUCAAAAGGAUGUUUCAAACAACAUCGCAACUUGUAAAAUGCACGACAUUGUGCAUGAUUUUGCAUUACAAGUGUCGGAAAAAUACUGCUACCAUGUGAAAGAUUGGAGGAGCAUAAACAGUAAGAUUGAAGCCGUGCAUACGCUAAGAGCUGGCAGAUUGAGAGAAGCAUCCAAGGGGUUUUGGAAUUUUUCAACUUUGAGGCAGAUUCACUUGAUUGAAUUCAGCGACUUACCAAGAUUCAGCCAAUUGAGUAAUCUUCGUACAGUGGUGUUGGCAGAAUGUGAGGGAUCUCAAAUACAAGAGUUGGAACACUUUGACAACCUCAAAGGAGAACUAAAAUUGUACUCUCUUGAACUUGUGAAGAGUGAUGAAUCUGCCAUCAAGUCCAACUUGUCCAAAAAGUCAGGUGUUCAAAGUUUGAAGCUUUAUUGGGUGAAGGAGAGAUUGAAUAUUUGGAAUGAAUCUAAAGAGGAUUACAUUGAUGAAAGACUCGAAUUGGCUAUGAUGAAAGCUUUUGAACCUCAUCCGAAUUUAAAAGACUUAACAAUGAAUGGUAUUCCUAUCAGGAAGCAUCCAUCUUGGAUGAAGAGAGAGAAUGAUCAUAUGCCAUCAAUACUUGACAAUCUGGUGAGACUCGAGUUGAGUCAUCUGCAUAAUUGUGAACGCCUUCCAGCUCUAGGAGACUUGCCUCGUCUUGAAUAUCUGAAGAUAGAGAUGUACCACGGUUGAAGCGCAUCAAGGAAGAAUCCUAUGCUUUGUCAUCAAGAAAAAGCAUCAGCAGUAGUUAUGAUGGGGAAGUAAUAGUUUUAAUCUUUCCCGCAUUGAAGACAUUUGAGUUGGGAUAUCUGAACUAUUUGCAGGAGUGGUCAAUUCGAAUAGUUUCAGCAGCAAGAUCAGUCCAAGUCAGGGUAUUUCCCUGCCUUGAGAGGGUGAAAAUGUCGACAAUGCCGUACUUGUAGCAUAUCCCAAAUUUGAUAAUAUCAAGUGAAGAGAAGCAAAAGCAUUUAUCCGAGGUGCGGCUCUCGAUUCAAACAUCCACUACAAUCAACCUCUCUAUUUCCAAUCGCUGCAGAGACUGGAAAUAUGGGAUUGUGGCAAGUUGAGUUUAUCGAUUUGCAGGCUCAUCCCGAGCUCAGCGCCACUUGAAUAUCUAAAAAUGAGCGCCGAACCAGGGGCAUGGCCCAAGGAUCUGUAUCACCUAACCAACCUUAAAGAAUUAGAAUUGGGAAGCACUAGCAUAUAUGCGUCCGAAAAUCGAGAUUACAUUCUGCCUUGACCCUAUCUUCCCAUCUCUCUAAAAAGGCUUGAACUGUCUUUGUUGCCAUUUGUCAGGUCUCUUCCCUAUCAGAUACAGUAUUUGGCUUGUUUGACGGAAUUAGAAAUAAGUUUGGAGGCAUUGGAGUAUCUUCCAGAGUGGUUGGAUCAAUUAAAAUGUCUUGAGAGGCUGACUCUUUCCGUUUGUAGAAACCUCAGUGAGUUACCCCCGGCAGACACUCUUCGACGCCUUACCCAUUUGACCAUUGACCGCUGCGGAUGGGUGUUAUUAGAGAAGUGCAUGAGGAAAGGAGAUAGCUGACGAAGCGUAGAAUUGUACCGCCAGCUUGGUAGUGGAACUCCGAUUAGGGUUUCUAUAAAAGAGGGCCUCGGGGAUCUCCCGAUGGUAGACACUCCAAUGCUUAAGUCAGUAAAAG
Messenger RNA from Oldenlandia corymbosa var. corymbosa, 1847 nucleotides. Lineage: Eukaryota; Viridiplantae; Streptophyta; Magnoliopsida; Gentianales; Rubiaceae. The record is from the annotation of a GenBank genome assembly.